AUGCAACAGGAUGAUUAUGUGUGUAAGUAUCCCAACACUCUUCCUGGUGAGAAUUACGCAGUAAUGGGCGGCCUACUUGGUGGUCUCGCAUGUACUGCUCUUUACAUACUUCUCAUGCGAACGGCAGAUAUGUGUUAUCGUAGGCAAUACACACAUCAUGCAGAGAGACCAUCAGUGGGGGAUGAUUGGGAAAUACACCACCGUCCUACUGCAAUGACUGGUAUGUAUACAUCAUCAUCAACACUCCCAGCCUCACCGCGGCAUGUACGAUUUGAUGCAAACUUCGUAGAGCGAGUGGAAAACCCCUCAUCAGCUGUAGAAGAAGAACAACAACAACAAUCACAACAAGAACGAGGUGGGAGUGUUAAUAGUCAUAAUAGUGGUGGUGGUGGGGGACAACAUUCACUGUAUUCUCGAGGGAUGACGUAUGAGGAUGUUAGUUCUCCUCCUCCAUCACUACCGCCUAAGAGAUAG
Messenger RNA from Trypanosoma theileri, 474 nucleotides. RefSeq lists its product as uncharacterized. The transcript has a single exon. Bases 1 to 474 code for a protein of 157 amino acids. Lineage: Eukaryota; Euglenozoa; Kinetoplastea; Trypanosomatida; Trypanosomatidae. The record is from RefSeq and is a predicted model, not a curated record.